CCAACUAGUAUCGCAUUUAAAUUCCAAUUACGUCCAUCAUGAGUUUAACAGAAACAAGAUAUUGCUUUCUAGUAGACUGGUUUGAUAACCAUGCACAGCUUACUCGGCAGUAUGAGUUCUUUUUUUAUCCUUUGGACUCGACCAUUGAAAUGUAUGAUAGUAAACAACGACGUACAUUUUUAAAAAGAACAAAAUACACCGUUCGUCUUCAAGACCUAUUUAUUGGUGCUGCCAUCAACGUCCAUUCUCGCCAAUUGAUCAUUAGAGACUAUGGUGACGAAUACUCUCGCAGCCAAUUGGUUAAUCAGAUGGAGAGUACACUGCUUCUGAUCAAACCAGAUGGAUAUGCCAAUAUAGGGAAAAUCAUAGACAUGGCACUUCAAAAUCAAUUUUCUAUUUGCCGCUCAAGAAUGCUUAAAAUACCUCCAUAUUUGGCUCAAGAACUGUUGGGAAAUGAUACAGACAUUGCCACUGCUGCAGAUUCUUUUACUGGAGGUCUUUCUGUAGCUAUAGAGCUAUUGAAACCAAAUGCUGUUCAAGAUAUGAUACAACUUUCAGGCCCUCCUAUUGUGGCUGACGCCAAAAAUAGCGACCCAAAAUGUAUCCGUGCUAGGUUUGGGUCGUUGGGACAUAAAAACGCGGUUCAUGUUCCAACAAACUCGACCGAGGCAAAACAGCAAUUGGAUUUAAUCUUUGGAUCGGGUGCUCAUAAUUUUCCCAGAACUGCAACCUUCAAAAAUAGUACUCUUGCUAUUAUUCGUCCUCAUGCAAUUGUGCAAGGAAAAACUGGCAAUAUCAUUUCCAUGAUUCAAGAUGCUGGAUUUAAUAUUACAGAUAUGGAAUUGUAUCAUCUUGAUCGCUCCAAUGCAGAGGAUUUCUUGGAAGUAUACAAGGGAGUGGUGCCAGAAUAUCAUCUGAUGUUGAAUCAACUGACUUCUGGACCUAUAAUUGCCAUGGAAAUUACUGGGGACGAAACCAUUACUACAACAUUUAGAGAGUUUGUUGGUCCUGUUGACCCAGAAUUGGCCAAACAAGUACGUCCCAACUCUCUACGUGCUAAAUUUGGAAUCGACAAAGUCUGCAAUGCAGUUCAUUGUACAGAUCUGCCAGAAGAUGGAACGCUUGAGUCUCAAUUCUUUUUCCAAAUUAUGCAAUCGUGAUCUAAUAAAUGCUGAUGCGCUUUUUGAAAAUACAAACGGUACACAUUGAAAAUACGUCACUGAAAUUACAAAGUUUAAAUCAAAAUCCCUAAUUUCCAGUAUAUCGAAAAAAGAGUGCCAAUCUACGACCGUAUUCACAUAAAAUAAACCACUAUUUCAGUGACUGCCACU
This is a messenger RNA of Batrachochytrium dendrobatidis JAM81, 1331 nucleotides long. RefSeq lists its product as uncharacterized. Gene Ontology annotation, cellular component: centrosome. Gene Ontology annotation, biological process: UTP biosynthetic process; GTP biosynthetic process; CTP biosynthetic process. The record is from RefSeq and is a predicted model, not a curated record. Gene Ontology annotation, molecular function: nucleoside diphosphate kinase activity. Lineage: Eukaryota; Fungi; Chytridiomycota; Chytridiomycetes; Rhizophydiales. The coding region runs from base 39 to 1160 and encodes 373 amino acids. The transcript is spliced from 9 exons.